Neltuma alba is the source of this 2039-nucleotide messenger RNA. RefSeq names its product F-box protein FBW2-like. NCBI's taxonomy places the organism in Eukaryota, Viridiplantae, Streptophyta, Magnoliopsida, Fabales, Fabaceae. The coding region runs from base 112 to 870 and encodes 252 amino acids. The transcript has 4 exons. The record is from RefSeq and is a predicted model, not a curated record.
UCCACAUUUUCUCCCGCCGGCGAAGAGAGACGAAGUUAGAGAGAGAAGACAAAGAAGAGCGGCCUCGUACUCUGAAUUCUGAGUAAAGGAAUUUUCCAGGAAGGGAUACUGAUGGAAGCAGGAUCAGAAUCUCAAAGAUGCUAUGAACAAAGACCAGAGGCUCUAGGGUUAAUCCUUAGCAGAGUGUCUCUCCAAGAUGGGGUGAGUGAACCUCAUUUCUGUCACGAGAUAGACCUUAUGAAAUGGAGCAACUGUCCCCAGCAGCCCGACCAACUAGAUCGAAUCGUCCAGAUGCUCGUCACCAGAAUCUCUGGUUCCAUCGGCACCCUCUGUGUUUCUGGUCUCCAAUCUGACUCCAUCUUCACUUUAAUUGCACAAAAUGCGAGCUGUCUCCGAACUCUGAGAAUUCCCAAGAGCAGCUUGAGUGAUUUCAUGAUGGAACAGCUUGCAGGAAGGCUUCCGAUGAUUUCUUUCUUAGAUGUGAGCUACUGUAUGAACUUAAGUGCCCGUGGACUUGAGGUGGUUGGAAAGAAUUGCACCCUUCUGGAAGGGUUGUGCAGGAACAUGUAUCCAUGGCACACUGGAGAUCAUGAUGAGCCUUCAAGAGAUAAUGAAGCAAUGGCGAUUGCUUCCACAAUGCCUAAACUCAAGCAUCUUGAAAUUGCUAGCCAUUGGAUGACCACAGAAGGUGUUCAUAAGAUACUCUGUGCUUGUUCGAAGCUUGAAUAUUUUGACAUGUGGGGGUGUGAGAAUGUAGAAGCUGGAAAAUUGGGUCUGCACAAGUUCCCAAAACUCACGGUAUGGGGGCCGCGUGCUUACAACUGUUUUGAUGGAGGAGACAAUCCAUCAGAGGAAAUGGAUAUAGAAUGAACAUGGUAUAACUUCCAUCAGAGGAAAUGGAAAUGGAACGUGGUAUAUCAAGGUAUAUGAGGAUCUCACCCGGCAACUCAUGGCUGGUGGCAUGGGAAAAUAUUGUAAUUAUGAAAUUAAGUUAUGCCUUCUGCGGAGAACAGAAGCGAUGGGGAUCAAGAGACGAAGGGAAGAAGAAAAGAUGGAAGCAGCGUUGGAACAUCGAAGGUGGGGUGAAUUAUCACCGGACACACUGGGGCUAAUCUUUAGCAAGGUUUCGAUCCAGGAGAGGGUGACGGUGAUCCCCAGGGUCUGCAAAUCUUGGGCCAAAGCAGUGACUCAACCUCAGUGCUGGCAAGAGAUCGACCUUUUGCGAUGGACCUGCCAUCGCCGGUUACGUUGCUGCAGCCGGCAGACCAACUGGAAAGAAUGGUCUGGAUGCUCGUCACCAGAAGCCCUGGUUCCCUCCGCACCCUCGGUGUUUAUGGUCUCCAAUCUGAGUCCAUUUUCACCUUCAUUGCCGAAAAGUACGCAUAUUUUGCUCAUCUUUUGAUAUGUUCAUUGCUGUCUAGAUUAACAUAUUUAACUUUUGAUUUGAUUCUUAUGGUUUUCGAUUGACAUGGUUUUCUUUGAAGGUAUUUUCUUAAUGUUAAGACCAGAAUACAAGGUGAAAUGCUAAAGUUCCUCAGAAUAUUAUGUUGUUUUCUUUCUUUUUCUUUCCUCCCCCCCCCCCCCCAAAAAAAAAAUUGGGACUGAUUAUUUAGUCCUUCUUAUAUGUGUUUCCUUGGGUCAUGCAAGUGCGGGCUGUCUCCGGACUCUGAUAAUCCCUGGGAGCAAAAUCAGUGAUUCCAUAAUUGAACAGAUUGCCGGUAGUUUGUCGUCGGUUAUUGUCUUAGACGUGAGUUUUGUAUGAACAUGGGUGCAUUUGGAGUUGAGUUGAUAUGAAAGAACUGCAAGCUGCUGGAAAGGCUACACAGGGAGAUGGAUCAGUAUGAUACUGGAGAUGAGCCUCCAAGAGACGAUGAAGCUAUGGCGAUUGCCUUCACGAUGCCCAAUCUGAAGCAUCUUAUUAUUGGUGGCCAUUCAAUCACCACAGAGGGUGUUUGUAAAAUAUUAGGAGCUUGUUCAAAGGUUGAGUACUUGAGACUCUGGCAUUGCUCGAAGGUUAAAGGUGAAAGCUUGGUUCUGAC